Chenopodium quinoa (quinoa) is the source of this 495-nucleotide messenger RNA. RefSeq lists its product as uncharacterized. Bases 1 to 495 code for a protein of 164 amino acids. Gene Ontology annotation, biological process: DNA replication initiation. The record is from RefSeq and is a predicted model, not a curated record. Gene Ontology annotation, molecular function: single-stranded DNA binding; DNA replication origin binding. Gene Ontology annotation, cellular component: replication fork protection complex. The transcript is spliced from 3 exons. NCBI's taxonomy places the organism in Eukaryota, Viridiplantae, Streptophyta, Magnoliopsida, Caryophyllales, Amaranthaceae.
AUGUCAACUGAUGAUCAAGAUGACCUCGAUCUCCUUCUCUCGCUUCAAGAUCGUGUUCUUGAAACCCCUCCUUCUCCGUCUUCUUCCCACCCCAGAUCCCAUGGGUAUCAAUCAGACGAUGAAGUGCGACGUCGAAGUGGAAAUCUGUCUGCCUUCAAGACUGCUGUUGAGGAUUGUAUGGAUUAUGAUGUUGAAACAGCUACGAAGGCUCUCAAAUCAAAGAAGCCAACUGAUCUUGAUGUUGAAAAAUUUUCUGGUCUUCGAAUCCGGGGACAGUGGGACACUCUAUCUGGUAGUUGGGCAACUGUUGGCGUUUUAACCGAAAAGACAAGCUCUACUGGGAAGAGCUAUAGCAUGUGGAAGAUUGGGUGUUUGGAUGGGCAGUUCACAACUGUUUUCUUGUUUGGUGAUGCUUACAAGCAGCACGGCGAAGACACAGCUUUAUCAGUUUUUGCCUUCUUCAACGCUGGUGCUCGCAAAGAUUCUUCUGUAUGA